Molecule: messenger RNA, 2696 nt
Organism: Rhinolophus ferrumequinum (greater horseshoe bat)
Lineage: Eukaryota; Metazoa; Chordata; Mammalia; Chiroptera; Rhinolophidae
Product: transmembrane 4 L6 family member 1-like
Exons: 6
Coding region: 471-1061 (196 amino acids)
Cellular component (GO): membrane
Source: RefSeq, a predicted model, not a curated record
CACUUUGCCCAGACUGGGGGCAGCAGGAGAGAGGUGGGGCCAGACAGGAAAAGGGGAGCCCCUGUGUCUGUCAGAAUCUAGCAUUCCCUAGUGCUGAGGGGCCUCCGAAGGGUCUGGAAAGGUUUUGGGCCUCAGCCUUUAAAGAAACAAGGGACUUCCUCAUCGAGGGGGCUUUGAGAGAGAGUUGACAGCUGUGGUUAAAUGCCUAAACUGUCCUGUAAGGUGGGUGCCUGAGACUUAUUGCUGUCCGACAUCUAUUAAGUGUUCACCUUGUGCCUCCUGAAAGGUGGAAGGAUCCAGAGUCUGCCCAGAAACUUCCAGGAGCUGAGCUAGAAGACUCUCUGGGACUACAACACGGCCUGCAGGGGCCCUUCACCGCUGCUGGGCUGCUGGGGCCAGGGUCCCUUACCCAGGAGACGCUCCCCAGUGUGCCUGUGCCCCAACCCCCAACUGACCAGGGUGAACUCACCAUGUGCUCUGAGACGGGCUCCAGGUACACAGGCAUGCUGCUCUUGGCUUUGGCCACUGCAGCCAUCGUCGCCAACCUCCUACUCUACUUUCCCAAUGGGCAGGUACUGGAGCCUGCCAACAUCACGGACUUCGUCUGGUUUUUCCACGGCUUUCUUGGAGCUGGACUCUUGGUUUUGGUGCCAGCACUAAUGCUGUUGAGAGGAGGUGGAGAAGACUGCUGUGCUCACAGAUGUGGGAUGCUGUUCCCUGUGCUUCUGGCCAUACAGGGCACGGUGGGGGCUGUGUACUGUGUGGUCAUUUCUUCACUAGGUUUGCUCAGCGGCCCUUUCUGUGACACAGGCAGUGGAAACUACACCUACCCUUUCAGGAAUGGCAGCCUGGAGGACAACUACUUAUUCAACCAGCCCACCUGGACCACCUGCCAAGAGCCUGAGCAUAUUGUCCUCUGGAACGUGGUCUUGUUCUCCAUCCUCCUGGGGAUCGGCAUGGUGGAAGCAAUGCUUUGCCUUAGUCAAGUCAUCAGUGGACUCUGUGACAUCUACUGUGGUACCUGCAUCCGAAAAGGACAGGUGAAUAUAACUGGUUUAUGACCAGCCUAAGAAAUCACAACUGAUUGACAGACAAAGGAGAGUUCCCCAGGUUCAGAAGGACUGGAUUUGGUGAAUGUCAAUCUCCAGAGUCCUGAGAAGCUGAGAAAAAAAGCCCCAAACUUUCUUAGCAGUGUAGAUUUUUAUAAAAGGACAACAGUUUUGAACAUUUCAUCUUCUUUGGUAGAAUCAAGAAUGUCGUUUCCCCCAAAUGAUCUUUAAGAGUGAUAUAAGGAGUCGUAGGGAUGUACGAUAAUAGAAAAAAUAAUAAUAAUAGCACAAUAAUAGAUGUUUAAAUGUAUUCAGUUACAGUUUAAAUGUAUUCCAGUCUGGGGCUAAGCACUUUAUAUUGUUUCAGUUAAUCCUAUAAAGCUGGUGGCAUUAUCACACCAUCUUGCAGAUGAGGAAACUCAGGCUCAGAAAGGUUUUGUUACUUAUCUGAAGUCAAUGAAUAUAAGUUUUGAAUUUGAGCCUGAUUCCAACAUUUAUAUUCUAGACCACUGUCCAGUGGAUCUCAGAGUUUGUUGCUUAGAUACUAGUUCCAUGGAUUGUAAAAGGUGCUAUUUACAAAAAGGGGGUGGAAGGGACUCUGUGGUCAAAUUAAUUUGAGAUACACUAGAUUAAACAAAGUUUAAUAGCUUUCUCUACUGCGGGACUUGUCAGAACCUCAGUGCUAAUCUCCAGUAAGAGAAGAGCAAAUGCAUAAUUCCCUAGUAUAAUUCCCUAGUCUUAUUUCACCACAAAACCCUUUUCUUUUGGAACAACUUUUAUGGAGUUAAUAUUCCGUGGAGCACACUUUGAGAAAUACUGCAUGACACAGUGAUGAGGUAGAACCUACCUGGCUUACCCCAUGAGAAUCCAAGAGACUUUUUUAAAUCACCGGAAAAGCAGAAAAAUAUGGGAUGAAACAAGCUAAGGACUACUCACCUAUAUUUAAAAAAAAAACGUUUUGCUGUAAUAGCUGGAAUCAGAAGUUUUCUUUGCUUUCAGGCUUCUUUACUGUCAUUGCAACAAAUACUUCUGAGAACUCAAUCUACCACACAAGCUGUGGCAAUUCCCAAAGAGGCAGCAGAUAGGGUCUCUGGUUCAGGAAGCUUGCAAACUAAUGGAUCCUGCAUAGCUGAUUGCUUCCAUAGAUGGUACCCAGGGACCUUGCUAGCUCAUAUGGCUCCUUUGUACAAAUCAGGAAAGAAAGCAGAGGAUACAGCUUGGCAAGCAGACAGAGCCAACGGCCAAAUUUAAAAAGGUGCCUUCGCCUCCAGGUUGACGUAGCCUAUGCUGGGUUAAAUAAUAUCCCCGCGCCCAAAAUUCAUAUUCAACAGGAACUUCAGAAUGUGACCUUAUUUGGAAAUAGGGUCUUUGGAAAUGUAGCUAGUUAAGAUGACGUCAUACUGGAUUAGGGGGACUCUAAAUCCAAUAUGACCAGUGGCCUCAUAAGGAGAGAAGACCCUCAUGCACAAAGAAGAAAGCCAUGUGACGAUGAAGGCAGAGAUUGACAUUCUGGGGUCACAAACCAAGGAAUGCCAAAGAUUGUGGCAACCGCCAGAAGCUAGGAGAGAGCCAUGGAACAGAGUCUCCCUGUCAGCCUCCAGAACCCAGCCAACUUCUUCUCCUCCUCCUCUUCCUCCUCCUCCUCCU